Molecule: messenger RNA, 1118 nt
Organism: Camellia sinensis
Lineage: Eukaryota; Viridiplantae; Streptophyta; Magnoliopsida; Ericales; Theaceae
Product: vestitone reductase
Molecular function (GO): oxidoreductase activity, acting on the CH-OH group of donors, NAD or NADP as acceptor
Source: RefSeq, a predicted model, not a curated record
AGAGAGAGAGAAGAGAGAUGGAAGGGGGUGAUGAUGAUGAUAAGGGUAUUGUAUGUGUAACAGGUGGUACUGGGUAUGUUGCAUCAUGGGUGAUCAUGAAGCUUCUUCAACAUGGUUAUAAAGUUCACACUACCAUUAGAAAUUACCCAGACAGCAAAAAAGACAUCAGCUUCCUCACAAACCUACCCGGCGCAUCAAAAAAACUUAAAAUUUUCAACGCGGAUCUUGACCACCCACACACUUUUGCUGCGGCCAUCGAAGGAUGCAUUGGAGUCUUUCAUCUCGCUCACCCGAUUGAUUUUCAAGGAAAAGAACCAGAAGAAGUCAAAAAUUUGAGAGCAAUCAAUGGUACCUUAAAAAUCUUGAAUUCAAAGACAGUGAAACGAGUUGUAUACACUUCUAGUGCAUCUGCUGUUGCAUUUAACGACAUGGGUUUGGAUCCUGUGGAUGAGAGUGCAUGGAGUGAUACAGAGUUUAUUAGAUCUUUGAAUCCUGAUGGAGCUUCUUACUACAUUUCCAAGACAUUGGUUGAAAGAGCAGCUCUAGAGUUUGGAGAAAAGCAUGGAUUGGAUCUUGUGUCUGUGAUUCCAUCUUAUGUUAAUGGUCCCUUCAUUGGCCCUCAUAUCCCCGGUUCAGUGUCCGUUUCGCUAGCUAUGAUCUUCGGUGACCAGAAUCAGUACAAGUUAAUUAACAAAGUACCAAUGGUGCACAUAGAUGAUGUAGCCAGUGCAUAUAUCUUCCUCCUUGACUGCCCUAAUGCUAAAGGGAGGUAUAUUUGUUCAUCAAUUAAUAUAACAAUUCAAGAGAUCUCUGAAUUUCUGUCACCCAAGUACCCAGAAUAUCAAAUCCCCCCGACCGAUUCCUUGAAGGACGUUGGAGGAUUCAAAUAUCCCGACCUCUCAUCAAAGAAGCUCCUGGAUACCGGGUUCAAGUAUAAGUAUGGACUUGAAGAAAUGUACGAUGGAGCGAUUCAAUGCUGCAAAGAGAAGGGUUUUCUUUAGUUUUUGUUUCACAUAUUUCUUAAAAUAGAAUAAGGUUACAUAUGCUGCAAACUAAAACACUCUCUGUUUUAUGUCCUCAAAUGCUUUCUAUUUAUGUAAUAAUUUGCAUUGGAAAAA